Spea bombifrons (plains spadefoot toad) is the source of this 1126-nucleotide messenger RNA. It is a transcript of the gene C8H9orf78, whose product is annotated as chromosome 8 C9orf78 homolog. Lineage: Eukaryota; Metazoa; Chordata; Amphibia; Anura; Pelobatidae. The coding region runs from base 84 to 953 and encodes 289 amino acids. The record is from RefSeq and is a predicted model, not a curated record. Gene Ontology annotation, biological process: mRNA splicing, via spliceosome. Gene Ontology annotation, cellular component: spliceosomal complex. The transcript has 9 exons.
UGCGUCAUACCGCGCGACGGAAGUAGUGAGCGAUUGCUGCUGUUUAUGUGAAGCGCUGGGGGAUCGUGCGGUGCUGGUGAAAGAUGCCGGCGGGGAAAAACUUCCGGAGACGAAGAGCUUCAUCCUCCGAGGAAGAAGAGGAAGAUGAGGUCACUAAAGCCGUCAGAAUGAAGCUUGAAGAAGCCAAGGAAGUGCAGAGCCUGAGGAGACGGCCAAAAGGAGUCAGUGCGGCUGCCCUUUUGGUGGGUGAAAAACUGCCAGAAGAGGCCAUACUGGCGGAUGACCCUUUCAAGAUAAAAUCUGGAGGGAUGGUGGAUAUGAAGAAACUAAAAGAACUUGGCAAGGAAAAGAUCGGAGAAGAAGAUGACUUGAACUUGGGCACAUCUUUCUCUGCGGAGACCAACCGACGCGACGAAGAUGCUGACAUGAUGAAGUACAUCGAGACCGAGCUCAAGAAAAGAAAAGGGAUCGUCGAAAACGAAGAGAAAAAAGUCAAAUCAAAAACCGCGGAAGACCUCCUGUAUGAGUUGCCUGAAAAUAUCAACAUCUUGUCUGCAAAGAAAACUGAAGAAAUGUUAUCUAACCAGAUGCUGAGUGGAAUCCCAGAGGUGGACCUUGGCAUAGAUGCAAAAAUCAAGAACAUCAUUUCGACAGAGGAGGCCAAAGCCCGACUUCUUGCAGAGCAGCAAAACAAGAAGAAGGAUAAGCAGACUUCCUUUGUCCCCACCAAUAUGGCCGUCAACUACGUGCAACACAAUCGAUUUUACCAGGAGGAUCAUAGCGCUCCCUUGAGGCGUCACAAAGAGGAACCAAAACCCCGUCCCCUCCGGGUAGGAGACACGGAAAAGCCAGAGCCGGAACGAUCUCCUCCCAACCGCAAGCGGCCAUCCAACGAGAAAGCCACAGAUGAUUAUCAUUAUGAGAAAUUCAAGAAGAUGAACAGACGUUACUGAGCCCAAGACGACCAGACCCCUGUGACUUGCAGGAGGGGGGCUCUAUGGAUUAAAACUUUUGUUUUCAGUGCUAAAUGACAGCCCAAUAAAUGAGUGGCUCGUAUUAAGGACAAUUAAGAGGGGAAAAAAAUCUUUCUGCAUAGAGCUUUAUUUUAAAGCCUUAGUCUUACUGA